AUGAACGCUAGUGUGUUGGUUCUUUUAGUGUUAUUUCUGGUUUUUGUCAACUGUCACGAAGACAAAAGUAAUGAAGCGAAACUACGAUUUUACCAUGGAUCCAUGGAGGAGUAUACGGAAUUAUAUAUUUACGAAGCCCAAAAAAUCUUUUCUGGUUCUUGGUACAAUUCCAGCCGAAACACUGUUAUAUUUUCGCAUGGAUUUACCGGUCGUCCCAACGGACCCGCCGUGACAGCCGUAAUAACGGCGUACAUUCAAGAUGGAAAUAGCAACGUAGCCCUUUUGAAUUGGCAGGAGUUGGCCUCGAUGGCGUUGCCAAGCUUCGCUUCUUCUUACUUAAACUGGGCUGUGCCUAAUGCUCGAAAGCUGGGAGUCCGAUUUGCGGAUACUUUGGCUAACAUGUCCGCAGCCGGUCUUGAUUUGAAAAAGACGCAUUUAAUCGGACAUUCUUUAGCUGCUCACGUCUUUGGUAUCGCUGGCAAUGCAAUGUCUCAAGGAAAGCAGCCUGCAUGCAUUAUAGGUCUAGAUCCGUCGAAAGUUGCCUUUGAAAACAAACCAGCAAAGCUUAGACUUAACCCGGAUUCUGCUUCCAUGGUGACUGUAAUUCAUACGGAUAUAACAAAGUAUGGAACUUCUGAACCCAUGGGCAAAGUGGACUUCUGGCCUAACUUCAGACAUAUGGGGCAAGCUAAUCAACCUGGAUGCGACCGUAGACCAUCUCCGACGUUUUCAAUGCAAGACUUGUGCAGUCACAAUCGAAGUUGGCAACUUCUGAUUGACUCUCUGAAGCAUCCAGGUACCUUAAUCGGAUCCAAAGCGAAAAAUUACAGAACAUGGAAGAAUUAUUCACAGGAAGAGAGAAAAGCCGUCACUUUCACUUUGGGAAAGUGUGACAUUACUGCGGAACGUGGAAACUAUUACUUGCUUACCAAUGAAGAGCCCCCUUAUGGACGAGGAGAACAAGGCUUAUAA
Molecule: messenger RNA, 972 nt
Organism: Parnassius apollo (apollo)
Lineage: Eukaryota; Metazoa; Arthropoda; Insecta; Lepidoptera; Papilionidae
Source: the annotation of a GenBank genome assembly